Messenger RNA from Botrytis sinoallii, 825 nucleotides. RefSeq lists its product as uncharacterized. The record is from RefSeq and is a predicted model, not a curated record. NCBI's taxonomy places the organism in Eukaryota, Fungi, Ascomycota, Leotiomycetes, Helotiales, Sclerotiniaceae. Bases 1 to 825 code for a protein of 274 amino acids. The transcript has a single exon.
AUGGGCUGCAAGUUUGAGCUGAGCUUCAAGGUCAUUGAUGUACCUAUCAACAGGGAUAAAUCGCGCUUCAAGAUUCUUGCAAAUGGCGGACAAGGAGACGAUGGCGGCAAAGGUGUGAGGGGUGGCUCUGGAGGAAAUGGAGCAGCUUCUGAUUACGACAGACAGGCUGAUGAUACAGACAUGCUUAAACAAAAACCAGAAUGGUAUAAAGAAGUUUACUCUGGCGGCAAUGGUGGGAAAGGAGGAAACGGAGGUGCUGGUGGCACCGGAGGCAAUGGCGGGUUCAUAAAAAUAUGUAACGCUGGAAUCCCCGAGAAAUAUCGACAGUUAUUGGUGGCGAUUUUCGAUUUACAGGCUCGGAAGGGCGUAGUUGGAAAACCUGGGGAGCCGGGCGACGGUGGCGGCGGCGGGACCUCUUCUAACAAAGCCGAUAUAGUCAUCUUUUACUUAGCAAGUAGUUCGAUUACUGACACACCCAGUCAAUUUCAGGAGUGUGCUGCAUAUUGGCACCCUGACCAUCUUAAUCCUCAGACUGGGUCUGCUGGUAGCAAGGGCGACAAGAAUAUGGCUACAACAGAAGGCUCAGAUGGUGCUACUGUAUUCGACUACCUGACCGAAACAUAUGAGACCAGCUUCAUAAGAGAUACUUUCUUCUUAUAUUCUCUGAUUAACCGCAUGUACUUUGAUGCUCACAACAUCUUCAGUAGCCAGAAGUAUUUGCCCGCAGAGACGUCGCAACCAAUUGACCCAAAGAAUUUCCAAGGAUCAGAAAGCGAUAUUAUGAUUCUCAAUGCCCGUAAGGAUUACUACGAAGUGUAUAACUGA